Molecule: messenger RNA, 1704 nt
Organism: Alternaria hordeiaustralica
Lineage: Eukaryota; Fungi; Ascomycota; Dothideomycetes; Pleosporales; Pleosporaceae
Exons: 1
Coding region: 1-1704 (567 amino acids)
Source: RefSeq, a predicted model, not a curated record
AUGGCGACUCCUACCGUCCUCGAGAUCCCCAAAACAACAUCAGGUCCUGCCGAUCCCCGCGCGCCCAGCAUCCUCACAACCCUACCGCCUGAGAUUCGCAACCGAAUCUAUGAGUAUAUUUUCAAGAGAGACAGACCCGUACUCCUUCACGACGGUCAUGCGCGUCUCUCGGAAUUGCGACAGGGCCUGUCAUGGAUAGCUCAGGAUCAGGCCGAUCCUCUUUUGGGCGGCAUUGUGGAGCGAAAUGUCCAGAGGGAGGAUUUUCAUCAUGACUUUGAUGGCUAUGUAGGGCUGUUACUGUCAUGUAGACAGGUCUAUCAUGAGGCAGUGGGCAUUCUCUAUGGGGGAAAUACCUUCCUGUUUUCACGAGCUCUCACCAACCACCUGAAAUCUGCCUGUGGAUGGCUUACAGACAUCGGGUCACACUAUCAGUUGUUGUCUCGUGUACAAAUUGACGCAGAUGCAUUCGGUCGCACGAGGUCUGAAGUUACCUCCCUACUAUCAUUGUUGAGGCUCAUUUGGAACCACUCCGACACCAAAUCGAAAUUUGUAUUCGCACUAUCAGGAUGGCCGUUACCCAAAAGAAAACGUCUCGGCUACGAAAGGAAGAGUCCUGUCCCUUUCCUCGAUCUCCUGAACAGGCUUCUGUUCACGUUGGGCACUGAGGACGCUCUCAACCUGAGGCAGUACGCUAGACAUCCUCGCCUGCUAUCUUCGAUUGUCAUCACGCAGCGCGUCAAUUCAAGUCCAGUUGGUAUGGUCGACUUUGUCGACCCGAAGGAGCCGCGGUUCCAUAACGUGGUCCGAAGAUCCUUCCACAUCUCAGACAACGGCGCCAAGGUCCAAUGGGUGGAGUCUCGACACUCAAACAUUCUACACCUUCCCAGCAGAUUGUUAUCACACAUAAAUUCCUAUGUACUUGCAUCGGACGCGCUUAUAGUACUUGACCUCGACAAAAAGAAAGCGCAGGGGUACCAUGUAGGACUCAGCGGAGUCAACAAGCAUUUACGGUACCGCAUCGACCGGGAGCGUGAGCAAUUGUACAACGGAAUGGUGAUCCAAGCAUCUACUCGGGAGGCUACUACCGACUUCAAAGGCUUCAGGGCUUUGCAAGACUGGUUCGAUGUUGACAGGUUUGCCGAGUUGAUACGACCGGAUGCAUGCUGGGAUGAGGAGCGCUCUAUCAGCAUAGUGCUGAAGUUUGAUUUAUCUACACCACGCUCGACUAAGGAUCUUCGAAUCGACAUCAGCAAGCUUUUGAGUAUGCUCCAUUUCCUACGUGCAGAACCAGGCAGCACCAUUCAAUUAGUUGAUGGCAGUGACACGAAGCCCAUCGUGUGGCACGAUCUGGCCUGCAGGCUGUUUCUCUUGAUUUCAGAUGUUAUGAAGCAGUGUCCUUCUGAAGCCGGCCGACCUCUUCCACAGAUCUGGAUCGAUGGUCACGGUACUAUCUUGCGAGCCACAUAUCCCGCCACGGCCAUCUCUGGUCAGAUCAUCAUACCCUAUUCGAAUACUAUCGACAGUCCUACCGAAGUCCGCAAGGAAGGCUAUGCCAAUAUCAAGGGUAUUUGGAACAACACGAGCAUUCAAUGCGACACAUAUGAUUUCCCAAAUACCGAUACCUUGAUCGGGCUUUGGUUUUACUUAGGAGGAUACUUUUGGAGCGACGGGUGGAGUUUUGAGGCUGCGGAAGAAGAGUCAUAG